Messenger RNA from Laccaria bicolor S238N-H82, 342 nucleotides. RefSeq lists its product as uncharacterized. The record is from RefSeq and is a predicted model, not a curated record. NCBI's taxonomy places the organism in Eukaryota, Fungi, Basidiomycota, Agaricomycetes, Agaricales, Hydnangiaceae. The coding region runs from base 1 to 342 and encodes 113 amino acids. The transcript has 2 exons.
AUGGAUUCCGGAUCUGAAAAACAAACAUCGGAUUUUGGAGAAGAUGGCAAUGAUAUAAUUGCAGAAGAAGGUGGGGAGGACAUGACUGGUACUUCAGAGUUCACAGUUGAGUGCGACAAGGAGACUGAGGGAGUGAUAGGUGAAAAUGAGGAGAUGCUGCCAGUGGUGGCGGACAUGGCAAGUAUCACCAAUGACAAUGUGGGCUCAGAGAACGACAGCCGCACUGUUCCUGGGCUGCCAUUGGCAACAAUUUCAAGUGUCUGCAAUGUUGGCGAUGCUGUAAUAGCCGCAAACAAUAACUUACUGGUGGAAGAGAGGCCUUUGGAUGAAACCGGGUGUUAA